AUGAACGUUUACUCACUGGAAAAGGAGCUGCCAGAGCUUCCGCUCGAACCCCCGCCCCGCAACCCAAUGCGCCUAGCGAAGCAACUUCACUCCCCUACAUUGCACAAUGCAACACCCUCGAUCGCAUCUUCACAGUCCAGCUACUCUGAUGAUCCGGCCAACUACUCUGAUGAACGCGUCGAGCGGCUUGAAAAAGAGAAACGCGAUCUUCGGUCCGAAGUGAAUAGACUUCAACGACAGAUCAGGAGACACGAAGUAGAUAUUGUAACACGAACCGCUUUGUUGAGACGACAGAACAGCCAACUCAAUAAGCAGAUCGAAAGACAGAACCAAUUCAUGACCAAUCUGGUCAACACAGUUUUUACGGUGUUCUCGGACUACAAGCAGGCAGUGGGCUCCCUAAAGCAGUUUCAGGAAGAUGAAAUUCGCGAAGAACCAAGUGGGGAUGAAAUCCGUGUCUACAACGAAAUGGAUGGAAACUGGAUCUAG
Pestalotiopsis fici W106-1 is the source of this 489-nucleotide messenger RNA. RefSeq lists its product as uncharacterized. Bases 1 to 489 code for a protein of 162 amino acids. The transcript has a single exon. The record is from RefSeq and is a predicted model, not a curated record. NCBI's taxonomy places the organism in Eukaryota, Fungi, Ascomycota, Sordariomycetes, Amphisphaeriales, Sporocadaceae.